Diutina rugosa is the source of this 1659-nucleotide messenger RNA. It is a transcript of the gene FCY23, whose product is annotated as Fcy23p. The record is from RefSeq and is a predicted model, not a curated record. The transcript has a single exon. Bases 1 to 1659 code for a protein of 552 amino acids. Gene Ontology annotation, biological process: transmembrane transport. Lineage: Eukaryota; Fungi; Ascomycota; Pichiomycetes; Serinales; Debaryomycetaceae. Gene Ontology annotation, molecular function: transmembrane transporter activity. Gene Ontology annotation, cellular component: plasma membrane; fungal-type vacuole membrane.
AUGGGCAAACUCAGAGACGACGACGACGCCGGCCACGAGGACGUCGUCGAGGUCGACUCCUAUGACCACCCCCAGGGCUCGCUGAGCCUGGUGGGAGGCAAGUUCUGGUACUACACCAAGCUCGCGCUGAAGCGGCUCGAUGCCCUUGGUGUCGAGACUCGAGGCAUCGACAGACUGCCUCCUUAUGAAAGAGCACUGAAUCGACGCAAACAGCUUAUUUCCGUUGUCGGCCUCUGGCUUCUGGCCUGCGGUGGGCUUUCGCUGAUGUCGCUGUUCUUUUUGGGCCCGCUUUUAUUCGGUUUGGGCCUUCGCAACUCGGUGAUCCCGGGGCUUAUUGGCCACACCGUGGGGUGCUUUAUCGCUGCUUACUGUCUGAUGAUGGGCCCACGGCUGGGGUGCAGACAAAUGGUGGGUGCCAGAUUCCUCUUUGGGUGGUGGACGGUUAAGAUCGUUUCCCUUUUCGGGGUGAUUGGGGUGAUGGGGUGGCUGGUGGUUAACUCCGUGGUGGGUGGCCAGAUCUUAGCGUCGAUCUCAAAUGAGAAAGUACCGCUUGUGGUGGGGAUUAUCAUCAUUAUGGUGGUGUCUUUGCUUGUGCUGGUAUGUGGGAUUAAACAGUUGAUCCGGGUAGAGGCUUUCUUUGCUAUCCCCGUCAACGUUGCCUUUCUCACUUUAUACAUUGUGUCGCUGCAGAAAUACCGUUAUUUGAGUAAUGACGAUAGUCCCGAAGUGGCGGAUGACCCCGCUACGAUCAAGGGCAACUGGCUUUCGUUUUUCUCCCUUUGCUACUCAAUCACCGCCACCUGGGGUACCAUCGCUCUGGACUAUUACGUCUUAUUCCCGGAAAACACGCCCGAUAUGACGGUAUUCCUCCUUACCCUUUUGGGGAUCUGGGUGCCCACCACGUUUGUCGGUGUCGCUGGUUUGCUUAUCGGUAACUGUGCUUUGAAAUACCCUCCCUGGGCUGAGGCUUACGAAAAAUACGGGAUGGGUGGUUUGCUCUGGGCAGCGUUUGAGCCGUGGGGCGGUGGCGGCAAGUUCCUCCUCAUUUUGAUCUUCUUAUCGUUGAUCUCUAAUAACAUCAUCAACACCUAUUCGGCGGCAUUUGGUCUCCAGCUUGGUGGUCGGUUUUUCGCCCGGAUCCCGCGGUGGAUGUGGCUGAUCGGGGUAUUUGGCGUGUGUCUUGUGUGUGCUCUUGUCGGGCGUAACGCCUUCCUGACGAUUUUGGGUAAUUUCCUUCCUAUGAUUGGGUACUGGAUCUCGAUGUAUUUCAUCAUGUUGCUUGAAGAAAACCAGAUCUUCCGUACCGACUACUUCAAGCACUUGUUCACUAAAGAGUUCCCCACUGAAGAAAUGCACCAGGGGUCAUACAAAGAGAAACAGUUUGCCGCCACUCGUGAUGUCAGAUUACACCAGCAUUAUAACUGGAAGGUGUGGAACGAUAAGCUGCGGCUCACUCAGGGCAUUGCCGCUACCAUCAGUUUCCUCUGCGGGGUGCUGGGGGUAGUCCUAGGGAUGUCGCAGACCUAUUGGGUGGGUCCCGUGGCCAAAGCCAUUGGCGGUGAGUACGGUGGGGAUAUUGCCAUGUGGAUGUGUAUGGGAAUUCUGGGGGUAGUGUACCCGCCUUUACGCUACUGGGAACUCAAGAAGUUUGGCCGCUGA